CCAAGGAAUAUAGAUGCACCAAAUUUCACAUACAUCUCAGAAUUCUCUCUCAUGGGACUCACAGAUGAUCCUGAACUGGAACCUGUUCUCUUUGGACUGUUUUUGUUCAUGUAUUUGGUUGCGGUGCUUGGGAACCUGAUCAUCGUCCUGGCUGUCAGCAAUGACCCUAACCUACACACACCCAUGUACUUCUUUCUCUGAAACCUGUCCUUGGCUGACAUAGGCUUUAUUUCCAGCACAGUCCCAAAGAUGAUUGUGAACCUUCAGACGCACAGAAGAAGCAUAUCCUACGUGUCCUGCCUGACACAGAUGUCUGUCUUUGCCAUUUUUGGUUGUUUAGAUGACAUGCUUCUGACUGUGAUGGCUUAUGACAGGUUUAUAGCCAUCUGCCAUCCCCUCCAUUACCAAAUCCUGAUGAACCCCCGACUCUGUGUCUUGAUGGUUUUGAGCUCAUUUUUUGUUAGCUUGCUGGACUCCCAGCUGCACAAUUUGAUUAUCAUGCAACUCCCAUACUUCAAGGAUGUGGAAAUUGCUAACUUCUUUUGUGAUCCUUCUAAACUCCUUAAUAUGACCUGUUUUGACUCUUUCUUUAAUGACAUUGCUGUGUGUCUCACUGGUGCCAUAUUUGGAUUUUUUCCCAUCCUUGGGAUCCUUUUCUCUUAUUACAAAAUUGUGUCAUCCAUUCUUAGAAUCUCAUCUUCUGGGGGGAAGUUUAAAGCUUUCUCCACCUGUGUGUCUCAUCUGUCAGUAGUUUGCCUAUUUUAUGGAACAGCACUGGGAGUGUAUCUUAGUUCAGCUGUGUCAUCCUCUCACAGAAAGAAUUUGAUGGCAGAAGUAAUGUACACCGUGGUUACACCCACGCUUAAUCCAUUCAUCUACAGCCUUAGAAACAGGGAUAUUAAAGGUGCCUUGAGGAGGCUGCACUUAAGAACUCAUUAA
Molecule: messenger RNA, 939 nt
Organism: Cricetulus griseus (Chinese hamster)
Lineage: Eukaryota; Metazoa; Chordata; Mammalia; Rodentia; Cricetidae
Source: RefSeq, a predicted model, not a curated record